AUGUUGUUCCUCGCCCUCAUCUGGGCAGCAUCAGCCGUAGCAGCCAUCGCGAGCCAAAGCAAGACGGCGACCAAAAACACGACCAUCGACAAUGGCCCCUUCCCAACCGACCUCAAUGGUUCCAACUUCACGUACCCCCACCCCUUCCAACUCUUCCAUUUCGGCUCUCAGGGUCUGCCCCUAGAGAUGGCCUUCAUCGACCUUCCCCCCAUCGUCGCCCCUACCACAACCACGAAGCCACAACGCGUCCGUUACACCCGCAAAAAGCCCAACCCCAAGCCCAAAAUCGCCCUCUUGCUCCACGGCAAAAACUUUUGCUCCAUCACCUGGUCCACCACCGCCGCGACCCUCCAAAAGGCCGGGUACCGCAUCAUCAUCCCCGACCAAAUCGGCUUCUGCAAGUCCUCCAAGCCCGGCACCCUCUACCAGUACUCCCUCCACCAACUAGCCCUCAACACCUACUCCCUCUUGUCAGUCCUGGACCUGACAGACCCCAGCAACAAUGGCAUAACAGUGGUAGGCCACUCCCUGGGCGGCAUGCUAGCCACCCGCUUCUCCCUUCUCUACCCAGACCUGGUCUCCAGCCUUGUUCUCGUCAAUCCCAUCGGGCUAGAGCCGUACCUCGAACUCGGGGUACCAUACCCUGAUCUUUCUGUUACUCUCAAGACGGAACAGACGUCAAACUACAUGUCAAUAAAGGGGUACGAGCAGAGCAACUACUACCUCGGGGCUUGGGCGCCCGAGUACAAUGUGUGGGCGAUGAUGUUGGCUCAGAUCUACGCUGGCACCGAAGCCCAAAACUUUGUCGAGGGUCAGGCGAGGGUGGUGGACAUGGUGCUGACCCAGCCGGUCUUUUACGAGUUCCCUCGUGUCCGAUCAAAGACACUGUUGAUGGUUGGGACCAAGGACACAACGGCCAUCGGGAAACAGUGGUCGCCUCCGGAUGUGAAGGAGAAGCUGGGAAGGUAUGAGCUUAUUGGAAAGGAAACAGCCAACAGGAUGCCCAAUUGCACGCUGGUCGAAUUUGAAGACCUGGGACACGCGCCACAGAUCCAGGCACCUGAUCGGUUCCAUGCCGCCUUGCUCCAGUGGUUGAGGACGUGA
This is a messenger RNA of Podospora anserina S mat+, 1104 nucleotides long. RefSeq lists its product as uncharacterized. Bases 1 to 1104 code for a protein of 367 amino acids. Gene Ontology annotation, molecular function: catalytic activity. The transcript has a single exon. Lineage: Eukaryota; Fungi; Ascomycota; Sordariomycetes; Sordariales; Podosporaceae. The record is from RefSeq and is a predicted model, not a curated record.